Engraulis encrasicolus (European anchovy) is the source of this 678-nucleotide messenger RNA. Its product is annotated as cytochrome P450 2J1-like. The transcript is spliced from 7 exons. The record is from RefSeq and is a predicted model, not a curated record. Gene Ontology annotation, cellular component: cytoplasm; intracellular membrane-bounded organelle. Gene Ontology annotation, molecular function: iron ion binding; heme binding; oxidoreductase activity, acting on paired donors, with incorporation or reduction of molecular oxygen, reduced flavin or flavoprotein as one donor, and incorporation of one atom of oxygen. The coding region runs from base 1 to 678 and encodes 225 amino acids. Gene Ontology annotation, biological process: xenobiotic metabolic process. NCBI's taxonomy places the organism in Eukaryota, Metazoa, Chordata, Actinopteri, Clupeiformes, Engraulidae.
AUGUGUGGAGUUGGAGAGUGGGAAAAGGCCAAAAUGAGUGUGACACCCUCUCAGAGGACAACGACCCCUAACAAUUUUCCUCCGGGGCCAUGGUCAUUGCCUUUUAUAGGCGACUUGCAUCAUAUUGACGCCAACAAGAUGCACCUGCAGUUUCAAACGUUUGCAAAAAAAAUCGGACCCAUCUUCAGUGUAAAAAUUUAUGGACCAAGGGUUGCCAUUUUCAAUGGGCAUAAACUUGUUCGAGAGGCAUAUCAGUCAGAUAACUUUACUGAUCGUCCAGUUAUACCAAUAUUUGCUGAUACUGUUGGAGACAAAGGGUUGAUUGUGUCCAAUGGAUAUGCUUGGAAGCAACAAAGGAGAUUUGCUCUUCACACUCUGAAAAAUUUUGGAUUGGGCAAAAAAAGCCUUGAACCGUCUAUCCUUCAGGAAGCCAGGUGUCUAAACGAAGCCCUCCUAAAUGAACAAGGUAAACCUUUUGACCCACAAAUUAUCAUGAACAAUGCCGUGUCCAACAUCAUCUGUGUGCUGGUGUUUGGGGAGCGUUUUGAGUACACUGAUGAUGACUUCCAAUCCCUCCUGAAGGACAUGAACGAACUUGUAUAUCUAGAGGGAGGAUUCUGGGCCCAGGUGAAACUCAUGGUCAAGUGCACUUGGGAUCUCUGGUCCACCAAUAGUUGA